CGUGUUUAUAACUCAAACUACUAUCAUCUAACAACAACGAUUUGUGAGCAUAUGACGAACUUUCAUGUGCUCUUCCUACAGUUCGUAAAUAAUACAAAUACAUGUAUCAAACAUUAAUGACUAGUGAACGAUAAAUCCUUUAAGAUGUCAAAGCGGAGAGAGACUCCGAGAAUAUACUCUAAGGAAUUCGAGGACAAUAACUAUUUCAGAAAAUACGAGGCAUAUAGAGUAUCAGUAAAUGGAUCAGAGCAAACUAGUUCAACGGCGGGAAGUGUAAGUGGAAAAUCGGGGUCAUACUUUGACAAUAUCACGUACGCUGGAUCUCAGGACAACCAUAGUUAUGUUAAUGACGAGAAGAAAUCAAUGCAGUCCCAACCGCAGGUGUUUGUUACAAAGCCUGCUGAAGACAAGUCGGGUCCUUCUAUUAGUAAGAACAGACGUUGUUGUAUCGGGGCAGCCAUUGUCCUCACUGCUCUAGCCAUCAUCGCCAUCGCUCUCUGCAUCUACUUUGUGGUAGUUGGCACAGCGGAGACUAAGAUUGCUGAAGACUACAUUGGGAAUGGAAAUGGGAAUGGACAAACGACAGAAAAACCUCUUGCUGAAGGCUUAACAUACCAAGUACCGGUCAAUGUGUCAUACGACACUACAGGGUGUCCGGUAGUUGAUGCACAUUCAGAUAUAGUCACUGCUACCUUCGAUGGAAUCGGUGCACCAUGUACGGGAGACUGUUCCCUGAAUGAUGGCACCGUUGACUGUACUCCUACAACUACUGGUACACGUCGUAAACGAGCAACCCACGUUCUAACCAUCACCUUCAUGAUACGGUCAAGAGUCAAACGAACGCUGGAACAGGCACUCGCGGCAAUCAAGGACAAAGUUGAGACGAAUAAUCCUCCAACACCUUUGGUGAAUGACUACAAUGUUGUGGCAGGAUCGAAGGGCAGAUUCAUUAAAGGAGAGAUUAUAACGACCAAGAUAUCCACAGAAGAAGGCGGUGCUGGGAAUGAGAAUGAACAAACAACAAAGGCAUCUGCAGCUGAAGAGGCUCCCGAAGAUGAAACAUUUGAGGCUCCCAUUGACGUUUCAUAUGAAGUUGAGCAGUGUCCUGAACAAAGUGAAAAUGAUGCCCUGGUUUCUGCUGCUGGGGAAAGCCUUGGCUCAGACUGCACCGGUGAUUGUUCUCUCAGUGACGGCGAGCUGACAUGUGCAGCGGAAAAUCCAACCAAAAGACGCAAGCGUCAAGCCCAGAUUUUUAUACUAACAAUUAGAUGGAAAGUUAGAUCUAAGAGACGCUCAUUUGUGGAAAACGUUAUCUCUGCAAUUGAGACUAAAGUAGUAGAAGAAGAUCCCCCGAUGAUCUUGGUAUUGAGUUUCAAAGUGAAAAAUAAGAAAGGAAGAGUUAAGAGAGGAAAAGUAGGCUUUGUGAAACUUCUUCUUCUUUACCCAGAUGAUAACUGCUUGGCUUACGACACAAUGCAUUACAUCGUUAACCGAAAAAGUAUCCAUCCAGUUUGGUCGUUGUUCAGCAGUGGACAUCCGGGUCGUGGAUGGGGCGCAAAUAAAUCGAAAAAAGGCAGCGGGGGGAAAAGUAAAUCCGGAAGCGGCUCCAAAGAGGAAAAGAGCUCCGAAGAGGUCUGUUUUAAGGACCUUGGUUGUUACCGACAGGAAGAACCGUACUCAUGGCUGCCCUUACCUCGCAAUCCUAUUGACAUCAAAGUAAACAUUAGAGUACACACUGGCGCAGACUCCGAUGGAGUAUGUAUGGACGAGGAUACAAUUCCAGAGAAUUAUGAAGCAAAUAAUCCUACCUAUAUCUUGGUCGGCUCAGAGCUUGAAACAGAUGAUGAGCAGAUGUCUAAAAUGCAACAGGAAUUGUUGAAAACGGGAGAUGUCAACGUUCUUCGUGUGACUUGGGGAGCCAAGGACUACCUCCAGGGUGCCUCCGAUGCAAGACUAGUCGGUAGAAUAUUGGCUGAAAUAAAGAGGAACAAUUUGGGUGACAGUAAGGUACAUUGUAUUGGAGAAGGUCUCGGCUGCCACGUUUGCGGAUACAUGGGCCAGAGCAAAGACACAGAAUUGGAGCGAAUAUCUGGUCUGGACUGUACAUCUUACCCAUUUAGAUACUUCUAUGGCAAAGAAGGCCUCGAUAAAUCAGAUGCUAAAUAUGUUGAUGUUUACCAUACUGAUGACAAUGGCCUCGGUCUCUACCGUCAUUUGGGUCACAUUGACUUCUACGUCAAUGGAGGCAGUGAUCAACCCGGAUGUACAUGUAAGUUAUCUGAGGAAGACAACGAAACACUUCCGGCUAGGAGAAAACGAGCUCCAAAAGGUGGUAAAUCCAAGAGCAAGUCCAAAGGCAAAUCCAAGUCCAAGUCCAAGUCGAAGUCGAAGUCGAAGUCGAAGUCCAAAUCGAAAUCCAAGUCCAAAUCAGCCAAAACAAAAUCAGUUGAAGUUGAAGAUUGUGAAUGGUCGGGGUGGUCUGCAUGCUCAGAAUCAUGUGACACUGGCUUCCAGACGAGAUUUAAGGACUGCAACGAAGGCAAAUCAAGCAAGUCGGCCAAGUCCAAAUCGAAGUCAAAGU
Messenger RNA from Owenia fusiformis, 2581 nucleotides. NCBI's taxonomy places the organism in Eukaryota, Metazoa, Annelida, Polychaeta, Sabellida, Oweniidae. The record is from the annotation of a GenBank genome assembly.